Messenger RNA from Aspergillus nidulans FGSC A4, 1136 nucleotides. RefSeq names its product F-box protein. NCBI's taxonomy places the organism in Eukaryota, Fungi, Ascomycota, Eurotiomycetes, Eurotiales, Aspergillaceae. The coding region runs from base 153 to 1034 and encodes 293 amino acids. The record is from RefSeq and is a predicted model, not a curated record. The transcript is spliced from 4 exons.
GUCGCAGAUUGCCGUUGGGCCACUUUAACAGGGGUACUAUAUCCCAAUGAGGACAUGGACAGCUCUAGGUUUUCCCUUCCAGAGUAGUUCAGAUAAAAGAUCCUUUUACAUCUACCCCGCACUGCGAGAGUGAGCAAGGCAUCCAUGUUACAAUGGCAGCGGAAUCCACGUCGGGACUGCAUCUCUAUUCACUACCUAACGAGGUAUUUGUUCAAAUUCUAUACCCGUUCAGUACCCGCGAGCUCCUCCAUCUAGCAACGGUCUCCCAACGCUUUUACGCCCUAGUUUUACGUCUCCUGCACUACCGGCUUCUUCUUUCAGCACAGUUGACCGACUAUAAACUGAUUUUAGAAUGUUUUCACCCGACAUCUAAACUGACAGAGCCCCACGUCUUCUGUAAAUAUCUCGGCACGCCAUGCCUUAGUGAUAAGUACGAGGGAGAGGGCUCGCUUUAUGAGAACAUCGACACAGCUCAGCAACUUGGAAGACUUGGAACUCUCUACUCAAUCUUCAAGCCAGUAGAGACAGAAGAAGAGACAGAAGAGGGCUCAGCUGCGGUGGCAUUGGAUCCGGACUCACUCGCAGUACGACGACCUAUCAGCAUCGAAAGCUUUGAAGAUUUCUCACAGUUAUGCGUUGUAGUGAAUGUGGUGAAGGUUCUGCCAGGAACGGAUGUUCUCCUGAGCGCCGUCAAUGUUGAGGACGGCGUGAUUAGGCUGUUCCGAGACUGGCUAAAGGGUCAGAGCAAUCGUCUGCCAGACCUACAACCUCACACAUCCUCCGAGAGUCAAGGUGAAGUUCUGUGGGUGGACCAAAACAGGAACGUCGGCCUGAAAUUUCGGGUCAGCGACGUGACCAAACUAGAUUCCAACUUCCCUGUGCUCGUCCAUCGUGACGACGAGACCUUUUCAAGCUAUGAAAUUGUGAUCGAUGAGCUUCAUAUUCGCACCACUCGUCUGCUCUUGACAGUAGAACAGUCGCUUCAGGAGCAACAGAGUUACCCUAAGGCUGUUAUCUUCACGAGUAUGGGCUAAAUCUUUGGCGAUUGCUCGUAGAUAUAGAGCUUGUUGUUUGAGGAUUCUUCUAUAGAGGUAAGAUAUAGUCUGAUAUGCUAGUAGAAUAUAUUCCACUUCAAU